Messenger RNA from Erythranthe guttata (spotted monkey flower), 3005 nucleotides. Its product is annotated as potassium channel AKT1. Gene Ontology annotation, biological process: transmembrane transport; potassium ion transport. Gene Ontology annotation, molecular function: voltage-gated potassium channel activity; protein binding. Gene Ontology annotation, cellular component: membrane. NCBI's taxonomy places the organism in Eukaryota, Viridiplantae, Streptophyta, Magnoliopsida, Lamiales, Phrymaceae. The record is from RefSeq and is a predicted model, not a curated record.
AGAGUACAAAGUGAUACAAAGUUUGCAGAGCAACAAUGGCGGAUGUGUACGGUAAUACUAGAGGAGGAGGGCUGCUGCUCGGUGUUUCAAUGUGCGGCGGCGGCGGCGCUCAGGCGCGCGAGAUAGAACAGAUGUCCAGAGAAGGCAGCCAAUACAGCCUUUCCACCGGGAUUCUCCCUUCUCUCGGCGCCAGAAGUAAUCGCAGAGUCAGGCUUCGUUCUUCCAUUGUUUCGCCUUACGACCGCCGUUACAGAGGAUGGCAGAACUUUCUGGUUGCGCUGGUUGUUUACACCGCUUGGGUGUCGCCAUUCGAAUUCGGGUUUCUUGAUAAACCAACGGGACCCCUCUCCAUCACGGACAACGUUGUCAACGGAUUCUUCGCAAUCGACAUUAUUCUUACAUUCUUCGUAGCCUACCUUGAUAGAAGUACAUAUCUUCUUGUUGACGAUCCGAAGAAGAUUGCUCGUAAGUACGCAACUUCUUGGUUGGCCUUGGAUAUCAUAUCUACUAUCCCUUCUGAACUUGCUCGAAAAAUCUCCCCAAAACCUUUACGUACCUAUGGAUUUUUCAACAUGCUCCGCCUCUGGCGUCUCAGAAGAGUCGGCGCCUUAUUUGCCCGAUUGGAGAAAGAUAGGAAUUUCAACUACUUUUGGGUUAGGUGUGCGAGGCUUGUUUGUGUUACUCUUUUUGCAGUUCAUUGUGCUGGUUGCUUCUAUUAUCUACUUGCUGCUCACUACCCCAAUCCAGCAAAGACAUGGAUUGGAGCAGCUAUGAAUGAUUUUCGUGAGCAAAGUCUUUGGAUUCGUUAUGUCACUUCGAUUUACUGGUCCAUCACUACUCUCACAACUGUUGGCUAUGGAGAUUUGCAUGCUGAAAAUAUGAGGGAAAUGAUAUUCAACAUUUUCUACAUGCUGUUUAACUUGGGACUCACUGCAUAUCUGAUAGGAAAUAUGACAAAUUUGGUUGUCCAUGGCACUAGCAAGACUCGUCAAUUCAGAGAUACCAUUCAAGCUGCUUCAAGUUUUGCACAAAGGAAUCAAUUGCCAGGUCGCCUUCAAGACCAGAUGCUUUCACAUUUGUGCUUGAAGUUUCGAACCGACUCAGAGGGGCUGCAGCAGCAAGAGACUCUCGAUUCACUUCCAAAAGCAAUUCGGUCGAGUAUUUCCCAUUUCCUUUUCUACUCUCUAGUAGAUAAGGUAUACUUGUUUCGUGGAGUUUCCAAUGAUUUACUCUUCCAGCUGGUCUCCGAGAUGAAGGCAGAGUAUUUCCCUCCCAAAGAGGAUGUAAUCUUGCAGAACGAAGCACCAACUGACUUUUAUAUUCUUGUCACUGGGGCAGUGGAUAUAUUGGUUCAAAAGAAUGGAGUUGAAGAGCCUAUGGGAGAGGCCAAAACUGGUAAGAUCUGUGGUGAAAUUGGCGUACUUUGUUACAGGCCUCAAUUGUUCACAGUUCGAACGAAAAGAUUAAGCCAGCUAUUACGACUCAACCGCACCACAUUUAUGAACAUUGUUAAGGCCAACGUUGGAGAUGGCACAAUUAUUAUGAAUAACCUUCUGCAGCAUUUGAAGGAAAUAAACGAUCCAAUAAUGGAGGGAGUUCUGCUCGAGACUGAGAACAUGCUUGCUAGAGGAAGAAUGGACCUACCAUUAACUCUAUGUUUUGCAGCACAUAGAGGAGACGAUUUAUUAUUGCAUCAUUUGUUGAAGAGGGGUCUCGAUUCUAAUGAAUCUGAUAGUAAUGGAAGAACAGCUCUUCAUAUAGCUGCAUCAAAAGGAAGCGAGAACUGUGUGCUUCUAUUACUGGAUUUUGAUGCAGAUGCCAAUAGCCGAGAUUCAGAAGGGAGUGUACCACUCUGGGAAGCAAUGCUAGGACGGCACCAACCAGUCAUAAAGCUACUGUCAGACAAUGGUGCUAAACUGACCAACGGUGACAUAGCUCUAUUCUCCUGCAUCGCAGCCGAGCAAAACAAUUUAGAAUUGCUCAAAGAAAUCGUCAGUCACGGUGGAGACGUCACCCAACCAAAAAGCAACGGGUGCACAUCUCUCCACAUGGCCGUAUGCGAGGGCAAUAUCGAAAUAGUCAAAUUUCUUUUGGACCAAGGUGCAAAUAUUGACAAAGGAGACGAAAAUGGCUGGACAGCAACAGACCUUGCAGAGCAGCAAGGCCACGAUGAAAUUAAGGAACUCUUUGAUUCCUACAAAGGGCCCACCAAGUACAUCGAACCAGCGCCAGCUGAUGCGAUCUCAGAGGAGCGCGGGGUUCGUUUCUUUGGAAGAUUCAAAAGCGAGACAACUAUGUUACCUGCAGUUAGCAAGGAGAGCUCGUUUCAUAGGCGUAGGACUAACAAUUUCUAUAAUUCACUUUUCGGGAUUAUGUCUGCAGCACAAACUGGAGAGACUGCGUCGACUGAAACUGUAGAGAAUAGUACUACUACAGGUGCAACGGUUAGUAAAGCUUAUGGUGCUAGAGUGACAGUGAGCUGCCCCGAUAGAGGAGAUUUUGCGGGGAAGCUCGUACUUCUCCCAAAGAGCUUUAAAGAAUUACUCGAAAUCGGAGCUAAGAAAUAUGGCUUCUUCCCUGCAAAAAUCUUGAUAAAAAAUGGUGCUUCGAUUGAUGAUAUAGAGCUUGUCAGAGAUGGUGAUCAUUUAGUUUUCGAGUGACUGCAAAGUGGUCUUUCGUUUAGUGGUAUGAUUGUUUUCUUUAACACGUGAUUGAUUAAAUUAUCCAGUCGUCCAACUAGAUCAGAUCCAAAAACUAUCUCAUGUAAAGAAUAUACAAAAAAAAGAAUAUGGUAUGAAGUUACUGAACUGUAUGUAUUGUCUGAACAUAUACAGUCUGAAUAAAAAAAAUGUCUUAAUCCUUCAUGAUUGAUGUUGGCCAAGGCUUCAGUUUUCUUUCAUCGAUGUAAUCUGGUACGGUGAAGAGAUUCUUGUUUUCUUUACUCUGUUUCUUCCUGUAAAAAGAUUUGCCUUUACUAAAACAGAGUAGACAAGAACCAUUGAGAG